CUACCGCUGGUCAUCAGUCACACCUCUACAUCUCAACUAUCAUGCCGAAGCUCACGCCGAAGCAACAGCAGAAGAAGCUGCGUAGGCACAACCCUAUAGCUCGGACAACGACUGCGUCUGGCAGUGCAGCGGUCGCCAGCAAUAGCUCACAGCUGGGACAGCAGGAGGAUGUCAUCCCAGUCAUCAACAGCCUGCCCCUCACAUCGUCUCCCUCAGCGCCUGUGUCGCUUGAAGAAGAUGAAAAGGUCCACAGGGCGCUCUUGUCUCUCAACCCUUUGCUCCUUACAAAGACAUCCAGGGUCGCGCUGUUAGCGCCGAAGCACAUGCUCUUGCAGCGCCUGCUUCAUCACCUCGACCACCACCGGCUAGAGGUCCGCAAGGAAGCCGCUGGAUGUCUUCGCAACCUCUGUGUAGAGGGUCAAUGGAGCGGCAGGGAGCAGGUAUGGAAUUUGGGAGGCGGCGCGACAGCUCUCGCUCAGAUUCAGUACGCUGCUGAAGAGCUAGGGCUGCUGCCAAAGACAGAUCGAGCGCAGGUAGUCUCUCAGACUGUUCCCGAGGCGGUCGGCGCCGCCAAAAAGUCAGAGGAGAUGAACAGGAAAGAGCGUAGACAGGCAGCCAAGGCAAACAAGACCAGCGGAGGCGCUGCCGCCACACCAGAUUCUGUGGCACCUGCAAUCGCUACACCUGCCUCGGCAGCAGCCGAAGCCGAUGCGCACGACCUACAUCUCCUGCAUUUGAGCCUGCUCGAGAAUCAUCUCACCAUCAUCUGGUGUCUGCUUGAGACAGUCACUUCUCCGCUCUGGCUCACACAGCUCAACAAGUCAAUCCUCGGUGGCCUGCUGUGCUCCGCUAUCGCUCGUGGGGCCAGUGCCUACACCGGACAAGCCUCUUCUACCGGCAAGAUCACGCAGAAGGAGCGAGACGAGAUCAAGAACGCCGAGCUUGACGUAGCUCUUACAGCAGCCAAUGUCUUGGCUACCUGGAUCGAGGACAAUGCGGCCGCUUCCGCCUCGCUCGUCGGGCUUCCCGUAGACUUAGCAGAGCAGGUAGUGGCCUUUGAGCAAGGAGGCAACAGCAGUGCGCCGGGUACCAAGAGCAGGAAAAGGCUCGAGACGAUCUUGGACAAGUUCGGGUCAAUCUCAAGCAAGCAAGCAAGCGCAGGCAAAGCGAGACUGGACCAAAUGGCCUCGGCUGCCAGUCUGCUCAGCACCACCAGGAUGAGCUCCCCAGAGGACGUGCAGCGUUUGAACCUUGGACUGCUAGCUCUCGCUUCUUGCUCAAACAUUCUGACGGCCCUACCCGCCGCCAUUCGCGCAUGGGUCCCUGCACCGGCUUCGGCUACCUCCAGCUGCAAGACACUCAUGCAAUGGCAGGUCAGCGAAGCCACCCCUCUGCUCCUGCAGUUCCUCAACAACAAUGGCUCGUCCCAGCUUUGGACGGCGAGCGCGAAGUCGUCUUUAGCGAGCGGAGGAGAGGAGAAGCAAAAGCUGCAGGCCGAGAGUGGCAUGGACGUUGAUGUCCAGCGUGAUGGCAAUGGGGAGGACGCCCAGGAUGAGGGUGAGGAUGCUCCUGCCUCGUCCUUGACUACACGAAAGGUGGACACAAUGACUCUUGCGAUGGAGCUGCUGGGCGAGAUUUGCACAGAGGCCGGAUCUGAGGACGUAUCUCUACUCCCUGGCUCAACAUUAGGCGAUGGCGACUCCGAAGAUGAUGGCGAAGACAUGGAAGAAGACGAUGACGGGGACCGCGAGGGAAGCGAAGAUACGCUGGACUCAGAGCAGGAGCAGGAGAUGCUCAUGCUCACAGAAGCGGACCGCGCAGGCGCAAGCGAAGGCAAAGACGACGAUGGAGACCUCUCAAUGGAGGUCAGCGCUAGCAAGCCUUCCAAUGUGAACGGGACACCGUCCAAGUCGAAGAAUGGUAGCGGCGGUAGCAGAAGGAAGUGGGAGUCACCCUACUCGACCCUAUUCGUACACCACAAAGUCGCUGCUGCGAUUCUGGACAUCCUGUCUGCUCAAGCAGCAGUCGAGAGCGAAUUCACUGGAACUUCCCUUUCCUCAAGGGACUUCACUCUUGCAAGUCAUAGCACAUUAGCGAGCCUGCUUUCGGCUAUCGCGUCCUACGGACAGCCACCUCCGACACACCCGCUCGAGGAGGGCUCCAGGAAAGAGCGCCAGGUGCGCCUCUUCCAAAAGUGGGUCGCAGAGCAGAGUGAGAGCGUAAGAAUGGUUUGGAGCGGCCUGAUGCCAUGGGCCGAACGGGUGCAGACUGCUCUCGCAGCUCCAGGCGCCGCUCCCGAAGCCGCGCAAUGGUCGAGUGCGGUUGCUCAGCCGAUCUGGACAAGUCUGAAUGCCCUCGUGGUGAUGCACGAAGGCCUUGAAGUGCUGCCUAUCUCGCUGAGCGGAGGCCAGGACGGCCAGUCGGACAUAGAAAGGAUCUUUACGACUCCUCUAAUGACCAUGAUGAGCUAUAAAGGCCCAGAGGGCGCACAUGCGGCACAAGCAGCCUCGCUCAUCAUCUCCACUUUGGCCUACCACGCCCGCAUCCCCGUCCUGGCCAUUGCUGAUGCAGGGGCUCAGCAGCUUUCUUUAUUGGAGAGGAACAAGUUCGCAGCAGAUUGCUUCCUCUCCAUACUUGCCCUCUACACUUCUCCCUCCUCCGCUGGUGCUGGUGUUGGCAGUGCUUCGCAACCAAGCGAAAUCCUCCCCCUCCUCGCCACACUCAAUGCCCUCAUCGAUCUCUACGCCGACGAGACUUCUACAUGGGACGAGCCCAUCUUCCGCUCGUACCAUCUCCUUGGUAAGCUACAGAGCCUCACACGCGCAGAGGCUGGUGGAAGGGUGAUCAGGGAGCGUAUUAGGGCUAUUGACAAGAGGCGAGAGGAGGCAUUGAGGAGUAUGGCUGAGGAGACGUGGGAGAAUUGGGGAGCUUGGGUUGGGUAUAGGGUUGGGCUUGGAUUGGGGGAGUGAAGGGAGGGAAAGUGCAAGAGGAGGUGAGGGACUUGUAUGAUAGCAGAGAAGGGGCAUGCAGAGGUACAAUCG
This is a messenger RNA of Microstroma glucosiphilum, 3041 nucleotides long. RefSeq lists its product as hypothetical. Bases 42 to 2969 code for a protein of 975 amino acids. The record is from RefSeq and is a predicted model, not a curated record. The transcript has a single exon. Gene Ontology annotation, biological process: ribosomal large subunit biogenesis; protein import into nucleus. NCBI's taxonomy places the organism in Eukaryota, Fungi, Basidiomycota, Exobasidiomycetes, Microstromatales, Microstromataceae.